Molecule: messenger RNA, 885 nt
Organism: Prunus armeniaca (apricot)
Lineage: Eukaryota; Viridiplantae; Streptophyta; Magnoliopsida; Rosales; Rosaceae
Source: the annotation of a GenBank genome assembly
AUGGCUUCUUACCAGCAAUGGACGCUGUUUGUGAGUUUGCUGUGUUUGGUCUCUGCAACAAUGGGAGCUCCCCCAAGAAAGCCUAUAUCAGUGCCAUUUGGCAGAAACUAUCAGCCCACCUGGGCUUUUGAUCACAUCAAGUACUUCAAUGGAGGCAAUGAGAUUCAGCUCCAACUGGACAAAUACACAGGCACUGGCUUCCAAUCAAAAGGAAACUACUUGUUUGGCCACUUCCAUAUGCAAAUCAAGUUGGUCCCCGGUGACUCUGCCGGAACUGUCACUGCUUACUAUCUAUCUUCUCAAAACGCUGAGCACGAUGAGAUAGACUUUGAGUUCCUGGGAAACAGGACAGGGCAGCCUUACAUUUUGCAGACCAAUGUGUUCACCGGAGGAAAGGGUGAUAGAGAACAGAGGAUUUUCCUCUGGUUCGACCCAACCACAGCUUACCACUCCUACUCUGUCCUCUGGAAUCUCUACCAGAUUGUAUUCUUCGUGGACGACAUACCAAUCAGGGUGUUCAAAAACAGCAAAGAUUUGGGAGUGAAAUUCCCAUUCAACCAACCCAUGAAGCUGUACUCUAGCUUGUGGAACGCAGACGAUUGGGCCACAAGGGGUGGGCUGGAAAAGACCGAUUGGUCCAAGGCCCCUUUCAUUGCCACGUACAAGGGCUUCCACAUCGACGGCUGUGAGGCCUCGGUGGAGGCCAAAUUCUGUGCCACGCAGGGCCAGAGAUGGUGGGACCAGAAGGAGUUCCAGGACCUUGAUGCUUAUCAAUGGAGGAGGCUCAAGUGGGUACGCCAGAAAUUCACCAUCUACAACUACUGCACUGACAGAGUCAGAUACCCCACUCUCCCGCCGGAGUGCAAGAGAGACAGAGACAUCUAA